GCAUUGAAGCAGACCAUGGCCCAGACGAAGGAGACCCAAAAUGGCACCCAAGAGGAAGUCGACUGCCACGUUGCAUCGGGGGAUUCCUGUCACCUUGUGUCACAUGACGUGGGGCUUUCUGGGUCCUGUACCAUAAAUUCAAAGCCAAAGACUCUUCCUCUCUCCCAUUGCUUUCUGAAGUUCAGAAGCCUGAGAACUUUUCAUCUCUCUUGCCGCCUUGCCUGUCACUGUGUGCUGUUUGGGUGGGUGCGGGCGGCAAUACCGACACCACCAGCGGAGACAAUCGUUGUGUCACUUGCGGUAUUCGUGGGGGCCAAAGAAAGCAAGAGAGGAUGCGGUGCUAAAUAUAGAAGGCGGGGUAGAGUGAGAGAUUUUAGUGGUAUUUAUUUGCUCUUGCUAGCUAACAAAGGGUUGUUUGCUCUUGUUGUGAACUCCAGAGAGAAAGAGGAGAGGAGGAGGAUGGGGUCUUCUGGGAUGGCUGCGGGCAUGGGAGGGAGUAGCUGCUGCUCUGGUGCAAAUGACCAAGGAAGAGGAGACGGGGAUGGCCACAUUGAUACCGAGCUAUGGCGCGCUUGUGCCGGUCCCCUCGUUACCGUUCCUCUUGUCGGGGAGAAGGUCUUCUACUUUCCUCAGGGUCACAUGGAGCAGGUUGAGGCUCACACAAAUCAAGAGGACAACCGGCAAUUGCCAAUCUACGGUUUGCCUUACAAAAUACUUUGCCGAGUUGUAAAUGUCCAGUUAAAGGCAGAACGAGACACCGACGAAGUCUUUGUGCAUGCGACGCUGCUUCCAGAACACAAGCAACAGGAUGAGGGUGUUUCCAGGAAUAAAGCUGUGCGAACCUCAAUUGCAAAGCCAUGCGUGCGUUCCUUCUGUAAGAUUCUCACUGCCUCUGAUACUAGCACACAUGGAGGUUUUUCUGUUCCAAAGCGACAUGCUGAUGAGUGUCUCCCCCCACUGGACAUGACCCAGCAACCCCCAGUGCAAGAGCUUGUUGCAAAGGAUUUGCAUGGUGUAGAAUGGAGCUUUCGCCAUAUCUUUCGUGGUCAGCCGAAGCGGCACUUGCUGACAACCGGUUGGAGUACAUUUGUGAAUGCGAAAAAGCUUGUUGCAGGGGAUGCUUUUAUUUUCCUCAGAAGUGAAAACGGGGAACUUCGUGUUGGAGUUCGUCGGGCAAUGAGGCAACAUAACAGUGCAUCUGCAUCGGUCAUAUCUGGUCAAAGCAUGCAGCUUGGUCUGCUUGCAUCUGCAUCGCAUGCAAUCACCACUGGGACUAUGUUCAGUGUUUAUUAUUGGCCUAGGCGUAGUCCAGAGUUCGUAAUUCCUUACAAUCAGUAUGUGGAAUCUACAAAGAACAACUAUUCAAUUGGAAGGAAAGUCCGAAUGAAGUUUGAAGGAGAAGAAGAUCAAGAAGAAAGAAUUACAGGUACAAUAAUCAGUAUAGAAGACACAGAUCCAGCAACUUGGCCUGGUUCAGAGUGGAGGUGUUUCAAGGUCCACUGGGAUGACACAUCCACUAUUAUACGCCCACAGAGAGUGUCCCCAUGGAAUGUUACUCCAUUUGUAGCUGCAGCAGCACAACCUCCAUUUGUACCGCGAUCCAAGAGGCGUGCUACUCAUCUGCCAUCUCCUCCUGAUCCGUCUGCCCUCAUUAGGGAUGGCCCCCUAAAAGUCUCCAAUGAACCUGCUCCUAGAUUAUGCGGGGUCUUGCAAGGUCAAGAAAACUUGGUACCAGCACUAGGAUACAUUGGUGACUAUCUUGAACAGGGGACUGCUCACAAGAUUCUGUCUUCUCAACGAAUACCUCCAUCCAGUCCUAAUGCUGGAAGAAGCAAUGAAUCGAUCAAUUCUCACAGAGAGAUGGGAUUAGAGGACUGGACAUGCUCUCUGAGGCCUCAGCCUUGUUUUCAUGAAACCUAUGCAAACGGUGGUAUCUCAGAGACUUCAUGGCUUGAUAGCUAUUGGCAACGAAUGCUUCCCACUUCAAUUGACCUGGGGGCAUCGCGAGCCAAACCCAAUAGGUUUCAGGAUAUGGAGGUUUUUAAGUCCAGGGAUACAGUAGAGAAUCCAACAACUGAACCAAUAGCAAUGUCCAGUAGCCUUUGCAAAGAACAUAUGAGUCCAAAUGGGUUCAAGGAAGUGGAAAAGAGCAUGUACCUGGAAACAGGAGAGCCUUCAGGAGUAAAACCAGUUUCCAUGAUUAAGAUCUUUGGUGUCGAACUGUUUGAGAACCAUGUUGGUCCCAUCAUGUCUCAUGUUGCCUAUUCUGAUGGGCUUCCAAUCUCAUACAAUGCACUUCCUGCAACUGUACCACACAUGGCUUUAAGUGAACCUGACAUGUUUUCUGAGCCUUCAAAGAGUACAAAGCCAUCUGAAUGUAGUGUUUCUGAUGGCUUCCUGGCACAAUCAUCCACAAAUCAACCUGUUACUGCUCGAAGUUGCACCAAGGUUCACAAGCUGGGAACUGCUCUUGGGAGAUCUGUUGACCUAUCAAGAUUUGAUGGGUAUGAAAGCCUAAUUGUUGAGCUUGACCAUAUGUUUGAAUUCAAGGGUGGUUUGGCAGACCGCGGCAGUGGUUGGCAGGUCAUUUACACCGACAAUGAGGGGGACAUCAUGAUGAUCGGAGAUUAUCCUUGGCCGAAAUUUUGCUCCAUGGUGCGUAAGAUAUACAUUUAUCCCAAAGAGGAGGUCAAGAAGUUGAAGCCAUGCCUACUUAACACUAAUAGACACCUAGAAGAAUUGGCUGCAGGCAAGAAGACAGCCUGUGCAUAUAAUGUUUCAGGUUGAAAUGAAAGCAUGUGUAUCAGAUAUGUUAUUUUGUAUGUAUGAAACCAACUGCUGUUUUAUCGUUUUCAUGAAUUGUUUUGAUUGUUGUGGUCAUCUGCUGAGACAGAUGGGGAAAUUCAAAUUGCAAACUGGACAUACUGAACCUUUUCAGGUGAAGAGUGGUUCAUCAACCUCAAAAAAAGGCCCUUUCCUGCUGA
Phoenix dactylifera (date palm) is the source of this 2984-nucleotide messenger RNA. Its product is annotated as auxin response factor 23-like. The record is from RefSeq and is a predicted model, not a curated record. Lineage: Eukaryota; Viridiplantae; Streptophyta; Magnoliopsida; Arecales; Arecaceae. Gene Ontology annotation, molecular function: DNA binding. Gene Ontology annotation, biological process: response to hormone; regulation of DNA-templated transcription. Gene Ontology annotation, cellular component: nucleus.